This is a messenger RNA of Entamoeba nuttalli P19, 954 nucleotides long. RefSeq lists its product as hypothetical. Bases 1 to 954 code for a protein of 317 amino acids. The record is from RefSeq and is a predicted model, not a curated record. Gene Ontology annotation, molecular function: protein binding. The transcript has a single exon. Lineage: Eukaryota; Evosea; Mastigamoebida; Endamoebidae.
AUGAAAAGCGACAUAUUAGAGAGUUAUUUUACUUCAUUUCAUAGAAUAUUUUUAGAAAGAACACAAACUCGAAAUACCACAUUUUAUGAACUAACUAAUGAAAAUGAAGAUCAAGGAAAUUUAAAUAUAUCAAGACGGUUUGGCUCAUUCAAAACAUUACACUUUACUGUUACUAGUAAUAAUAAUCCGUUAUUUUUAUUUGAUGAAAAUCAAAUUAUAAAUGAAGAUAAAGUACUACAAAUUAGACCACCAAUUAAUGACGUUUCAUGUAUAACUUAUUGGAACUCAAUCUAUGGAGAGUAUAUAAUUAUUGGACAAACAACGGGGUUUAUAUCAUUUGUUGAUUUAAAAGAAGGAGGAAUAGUUAAAACAAUUAGAAUUGUAGCUUCAAGAAUUUCUUCAUUAAAAGUAGUCAAAACUACAAUUGGGUAUCAGUUGAUAAUCAUUUCUGAACAUGAUAAACAACAAGAAAUUACAUUGUUAUUACUCCAAAAACAAAAUAAAAGUAUUUUUGAAGUAAAUUCAACUUUUAUUCCAGUGGCAAUUGGAGUGUUUGAUUUAGUUUCAAUGAAUGAAAAUGAAAUUAUUUGUUAUUCUAAAGAAAACAAUGAAAUUGAUACUUUUACAAUUGACACAGACCGUUAUGUUCACUCAUACACUUUUGACCUUAAAGGUAUUAAAAAUGAGAUUGUUGGUAUAUUCCAUACAAAUGAAACAAUUAUUUUAUUAGUAAUAAAAGUUAUUAGUAGAUGUAAAGUAUUAAAUGUAGAAAUUUAUUCAACUUAUUCAUUUAUUUCACAUAACCCAUUACUUAUUCAAACAAUUGAAAUACCUGUUUGUUUAUCUUUAUUAUUAUAUAAUAAAAUAUUUUAUUUAAUGGUAUAUAGAAUGAAUAUGUUAUUGGAAUUUAUCCAAAUAAGUCUAUAUCAAGUCAUAUUAAAUACAAUGGUUUAG